Sinocyclocheilus anshuiensis is the source of this 2447-nucleotide messenger RNA. RefSeq names its product cell cycle control protein 50B-like. Gene Ontology annotation, biological process: phospholipid translocation. Gene Ontology annotation, cellular component: Golgi apparatus; endoplasmic reticulum; plasma membrane. The transcript is spliced from 8 exons. Bases 181 to 1212 code for a protein of 343 amino acids. The record is from RefSeq and is a predicted model, not a curated record. Lineage: Eukaryota; Metazoa; Chordata; Actinopteri; Cypriniformes; Cyprinidae.
UGCGUUUACAUAAAGCGGAAAAGUUGAGCCAGGUGCGGGUCGGACAGGUAAAACAGGUUGGUACGGAGCUGUGUGAAGCUGUGUCUCCGGUCGAUGUACAAUUCUUCCCGAUUUAUUAAAGAAAUCACCUAUAAUAAGCCAAACUGGCCGCGCUGAUAUUUUUCUAAAGAGGACAUCAGGAUGAAGAAUGAGGGAGAGGCAGCUAAACGGCCUGACAACACAGCAUUCACGCAGCAACGGCUCCCGGCAUGGCAGCCCAUACUCUCCGCUGGCAUCGUCAUUCCCAGCUUUCUCCUCAUUGGUUUGGCUUUCAUAGGCAUCGGAAUUGGCCUCUUUCUGACCUCACAGACCAUCCAAGUGUGGGAGAUGGAUUACACAGGCGUUGAGAAGGAUUCACCCUGUUUCCGCUGUACGAUCCUAAGUAACCAAAACUGCACCUGUGAAGUCAUAUUCUCCCUCAGCACAUUAUUUACGGGCCCUGUCUUCUUUUACUAUGGCCUGUCUAAUUACUACCAGAACUUCAGAAAAUAUGGUGUGUCAAAAGACUAUUAUCAGCUCGCUGGCGAUACAGGAUACUUCAAGAAUCCAGAAGCAUAUUGCUCUCCAUAUGCGUAUGACUCCAAAAAGAACCCCAUUGUCCCAUGUGGAGCUAUAGCGAAUAGCAUUUUCAAUGACACAUUUGAGCUCUACCAAAUAAUCAAUGGUACGAAGAAGCAGGUGCCAUUAGACGGUAAAGGAAUCUCCUGGUGGACUGAUUACAACAUAAAGUACAGGAACCCUUCACCUGUGAAUGGCUCCUUUGCAAAAUCUUUCGAUGGUACAGUGAAGCCCAUAAACUGGCCCAAGCCGGCAUAUGAGCUGGACCUCACAGACCCAAACAACAAUGGUUUCCUGAACCAGGACUUUCUUGUGUGGAUGAGGAGAGCUGCUCUUCCUCAGUUCAGGAAGCUGUACCGGCGAAUCACAGAUGGUGAUUAUGCAGCGGGGCUCCCUGCUGGAAACUACUCUCUGAAAGUGCAUUACAACUACCCAGUACUGAGUUUUGAUGGACGUAAGAAGGUGGUCUUCAGCAACGUGUCUUGGAUGGGAGGGAAGAAUGACUUCUUGGGCAUUGCUUAUUUAGUAGUUGGCUCCUUGUGUGUGAUCAUGUCAGUGGUUAUGCUAGUUGUUUAUGCCAAAUUCAAAUUCUCAGAUGAUGAUGAAGCAAGGUAGCUUUGCUUUAUAAAGACCAGCUCGUACAUGCAUCAAAAAAGAAAAGAAAUAAGGGAUUCAUUAAGAUGGUGCCAAAUGUUAUUUUCAGACAAAAACAUCAUGGUCUAGAUAAUCAUUUUGCAUUCACAUGUUAGAAAGUUUUAACUUCAGGUCAUUUAUUUAUUUUUAAUCAGGAAUUGUUUACUAAAAGAACUUGAAUGUUCUAAGAGUGACAUCUUCAAAUUAGUUCAUAUGUCUUAGAAUCUGAAGAUCAAAAUUGUUAUCUGAGGUCAUUAUUCAGGGUUUCUUUUUGUCUACUUUGACUCUCUCAGGUAUAAAAGAUGAAUUAGCAAUUUGAUUAGCUAUUUUGUUUGGUUUCUGGACAAUACAGAUUAAAUCUUAUAAUGGUUUUUAAAUUUGUUUAAAACUUAGAUUUCUUGACUACUCAAGAAAUGUUUAACAGAUAUAUGGACAGAGACAGUCUCAGGUGCCAUAUCUACCUGUCAAAUGCAUAGCUUGGGUAAAGCUUUGCGUAUGUUUAGUUUCAUAUAUUGAGAAUUAAAAUGUAUUGCAGCUUGUAUAUUUUCUGUAAUAAACUUAAAAUGCUGUUUUAUAAUAUUAAAAGGUUUACACAAGCAUUUUAUUGCUGUCUUAUAAUAUUUAGCCAUAACGGCAGCACUGUUUUUGUUGUGAGCUUUUAACUGUUUCAAGCAUGAAAGAUUUUAUUUCCAAGCAAGGGAAAUGCUGUGCUUUUACAGUGCCAUUUGUACUGGACAAGUUAAAUGAAAGUGAAGGGCGAAUCUUGACUUCGUUUGCACGCAUCGGUGAUAUUGAUCCCUGUUAGUGAAGGAGCUCUUAUUUGGGAGCAGUAUUCUGUGCAGAGUUUAGCUCUAAUUCAGCACUCUGGUUCAGUGUCUUUUGAAAUACAAUGUUUGAAUAGUGAUCUGCUCAUAAUUAUCACUUUUGUGUACUGCUCAUAAUUAACACUUGAUUGUCUGGACCUGAUUUUUAAUGUUACUUAAAAUAAAAAAGGCUAUUGUCUGCACAUGAAUUUGGCAAGUAAAGAUGACAUAAUUAAGAUUUGUGAUAAAUUCAAUUGCAAAAUUAUUGAAUUUCUGAAACCCUCCAUCACACUUGUGCCUUUGUAUACAUCAUUUAACAUUAGGCUGCUUUGGGGAGAACCUACACUAUACACUAUGCCCCAAAAAAGUUUGGAGUUGGUAAUUGGUUAAUAAACUUGAUCUCUCUUAUGCUCA